AUGUCGGCAUUUGGCUUAAUGUUGGAGCUCCUAUGUGGACUUUCUAUGACGCUAGUUUGUGAGACUACACAGAACAAAUGUGACUCUCUACUGGAGCUAUAUAACAGUGUUCUCCAACCUAACAUGUCCAGAAUUCCGCCUUUUACUGAUAACAAGAAUGUUACUGGUGUAAGUCUUGGUAUCAGCAAACCAUCAAUUCUUCAUUUAGACAACGCAGAACAAACAUUACUAUCAUCUGUGAUCAUCACACUUCUUUCGAACGAUUCACGAAUAACGUGGGAUCCUGCCAAUUUUGCGAAUUAUACAUUGAUAGAACUUGAUCAAGCUGAUGUAUGGACCCCACUUAUAAUGAUCCAGAACGCUGCUGAUGGAACAAAGCUGCUACAAAGUCCAAUCCCGGUUGUGACUCGGUACUAUGGAUUGUGUAUUCUGAGCACUAUAGAUGUUUAUAAGACAAGCUGUAAAAUUGACGUUUCGAGUUACCCGUUCGAUACGCAAGAAUGUGUCAUAGUUUUGGCUUCUGCAUAUGGAUUUCCUGUGAUGCUUCAUCCGUUCGUGAAUGAACUUUCAGACGAAAUAGCCAACUUACAAACAGAAAAUGGAGAAUGGAAUAUUACUGGAAUGAGUGUUAACAUGACAGAACUGAAUUACGGGGUGUUUGCCGUCAAAAUGUAUCUGACUUUGAAAAGAAGAUACACGUUUUAUGUGAUCAACAUCAUUUUCCCCAUGGGUCUACUCACAGUACUUAACUCCAUGGUGUUCCUUCUGCCCGCAAGCUCCGGGGAGAAGAUGGGAUUCAUAAUGACCGUCUUUAUGGCCCACGCCGUUUUUCUGAACAUCAUUCAAAACUCCCUGCCGACGACGUCAGACCACAUCUCCAAACUUUCACUUUAUUUAGUUCUGAAUGAGAUUCAAGGUUUCUUGGCCAUAGCCGGGGCCAUUAUUGUCGAAAAUCGCUAUCACGAUGCACCGAAAGUCAAAGAACAUGACUUUCCCGGCUGUAUCCACAAAUGGGGAAAGCCUGUUUUACAAGGACAGGAGUUGAAUGAAUCGGCACAGACGUCAACACCAGACGAGAACCGGCACGGUGCUAGUGGAAAUGGAAUCACUGGUUUGUUGAAGCAGAAAUGUGGCAACAUCAGCGAUCGGCAUUUGGAUGCUGUGUUCUUUUGGCAACAUCAGCGAUCGGCAUUUGGAUGCUGUGUUCUUUAUAAUCUCAUUCAUUAUUGCCUUUGGUAA
Gigantopelta aegis is the source of this 1239-nucleotide messenger RNA. Its product is annotated as acetylcholine receptor subunit beta-type lev-1-like. Gene Ontology annotation, molecular function: extracellular ligand-gated monoatomic ion channel activity; transmembrane signaling receptor activity; neurotransmitter receptor activity. Gene Ontology annotation, biological process: chemical synaptic transmission; nervous system process; signal transduction. The record is from RefSeq and is a predicted model, not a curated record. The transcript has a single exon. Lineage: Eukaryota; Metazoa; Mollusca; Gastropoda; Neomphalida; Peltospiridae. Bases 1 to 1239 code for a protein of 412 amino acids. Gene Ontology annotation, cellular component: neuron projection; membrane; synapse.